UUCUUUCGAUACCAACUUGACAACAAACUUUUAGGUUAGUUUUCCCCAUCGUGUUAAUUUUAGUCGUUAAGGUCCUCAUUUUGCCGAAUUUGUGUCGUUUUUCGCAAACUCCUGGCUGAAACAUUAAUUUUCUUAAGUGAGCCUCUCCGGUAAACAUUCUUGUUGAUUUUCCAGCAGUGUGAACUUCACGUUCAACGUUGGACCGCCUGAAGGUCGAAGAAGGACACAUGAGUGAAGUUUGUGCAUGAACUGUUGACACUUGAAGUAUAAUAUUUGACCAGGAUGGCUGGAAGGUUAAGACUUCUAAAUUAUAUUCCGAAGUGUUUUAACACAUUUUCGAAUCAGUCAAGUUUAGUUAAACAUAGACAGAAGUUAUGCUUUCACACGUCAGUAUUUUUGAACGUGAAAGGUCAGCCGAUCAACAUGCCAUCCUUGUCACCCACAAUGACAGAGGGAACCAUUGUCAAAUGGCUGAAAAAGGAAGGUGACACUGUCGCUCCCGGAGAUGUUUUAUGCGAGAUUCAAACUGACAAAGCUGUCAUGUCUUUUGAGACGGAAGAAGAGGGUAUACUUGCAAAGAUUUUGCUGCCAGAAAACUCCAAGGACAUCAAAGUUGGCACUUUAAUUGCAUUAAUGGUCAAUGAAGGUGAGGAUUGGCAAUCAGUGGAAUCUGAAAGCGAAGGGCCCAGCUCUACGGCUGCAGGAUCGUCCGCUGCUCCUUCUCCUGAAGCAAGUAGUGGUGGAGUGAGCGGUCAAUCAAUCAACAUGCCUUCUCUCUCGCCAACCAUGACUGAAGGAACAAUCGUGAAAUGGGUUAAAAAAGAGGGUGAUCCGGUCGCACCUGGUGAUGUGCUUUGUGAAAUCCAAACAGAUAAAGCAGUCAUGUCCUUUGAGACUGAAGAAGAAGGAAUUUUAGCUAAAAUUUUGGUACCUGAAAACACAAAGGAUGUAAAAGUAGGAACUCUCAUUGCAAUUAUGGUGGCGGAGGGUGAAGACUGGCAAAAUGUGUCAGUGUCGGGCGGAGCAUCAGCACCCGCAGCUGCUCCAGUGGCUGCUCAAGGAACACCACCCUCAGGAGGAAGUGUUCCAGGAUUGGAGGUGAACAUGCCGUCUUUGUCGCCUACAAUGACUGAAGGAUUAAUAGUCAACUGGCUCAAGAAAGAGGGAGACACAAUCGCUCCUGGCGAUGUUCUGUGUGAAAUUCAAACCGACAAAGCUGUAAUGUCCUUCGAAACUGAGGAGGAGGGUAUCCUUGCCAAAAUUCUCCAACCGGCCAACCAAAAUGUCCAAGUAGGAGCACUAAUAGCUCUUAUCGUUCCAGAAGGUGCCGACUGGAAAGAUGUAAUGAUUCCUGGAAUUCCUGCUUCUGCGCCUGUUGCUGCUGCUCCUGCACCAGCAGCUCCUGCAACUUCUGCACCUCCUGCAGCUCCUGAACCAGUAAAGCAUGAACCCCAUGAGUAUGGCCCAGCAGCUCAUCGUUUGCUGAACCUGUACCAGAUAGAUGCUAAGCAAGUUCCAACAACUGGCCGAGGUGGUAAAUUGUUGAAAUCUGAUGUCCUGAAGUAUGUAGAGGAUAAUAAACUUCAGCCCAAACCGCCAAAACCAGUACCUCUGCCUGCGGCUAGAGCAAAAGCUGAGCCAAAGGAGGCAGCUAAACCAAGUCCUGCUCUUGCAUCAAAACCAAGGUCUGGUUACACUGACAUCGAAGUUUCUUCAAUGAGACGCACCAUUGCAAAGCGCUUAACAGAGUCCAAAACACAAAUUCCCCAUGCCUAUAGUAUAAUCGAUUCUGAAGUUGAUCAGAUUUUGUCAAUACGCAAAGAGCUUAAGGCAUCAGGCAUCAGUGUUUCUGUCAAUGAUUUUGUUAUUAAAGCUGUCGCCCUAGCUUUGAAGCAAUACCCUGUAGCAAACUGUUUGUACGUGAAAGACGAAAUUGUCUCUGCACCAGGAAUUGACAUCUCAGUUGCAGUUGCCACAGAAAAUGGACUAAUUACUCCGAUUGUUAAGUCAGCUGACACUAAAUCAAUAACUGAAAUAUCAGCAGAAGUUCGGGAACUUGCAGGUAAGGCCAGGAAAGGCAAGUUGCAACUUCAUGAAUUCCAGGGUGGUAGUUUUACAAUCUCUAACUUAGGUAUGUUUGGAAUAUCAGAGUUUAGUGCUAUUAUCAAUCCACCCCAGUGUGGUAUUUUGGCAGUUGGAGGUGGCAGGUCACUGAUCAAUCUAGACGGUAAACCAUUCACCAAAAUGGCAUCCCAAUUAUCGUACGAUGCUCGAGCAAUUAGUGAGCCUGAUGCUGCCAUGUUCUUAGAAAUUGUACAACUUUACUUAGAGAAUCCAAGACUUCUGUUAGGAGAUUCGGAAGAACUGAGAUUCUCGUCUCAAGUGUGAGUUACCUUUUGUCGAUUUCUUGUUUGUAACUCAAAAAAAGUCUAUUUUCAAAUUGCUUUAUGAAAGCAAACAAUUGUCCCAGUGAAAAGUAAUGAAUCUGUGUUUGGCUAAUAACAGAAAACUUCUAUUAUUAGGACACUGUAGACUCUUUCUUCUUAAAUGUAUUUUUUUUGUCUUCUCUAUUUUUUUCAUAACAUUUGCCAAGAUCUGUUAAUCUUGUUAAAGAAAGACUACAUGUUUUCAAGAAAAAAAUGUUUUCUCUUUCCAAAUACUGAGCUACUUAGUCAAUCAGUAACUUCAACAGGUCUUUAUAGUUUUCAGGAAUUUUCAUUUUUCAAAGUCAAUUCAAUUCAUCAUGUCCCUUUUAUUUUUUAUUUUUUAUUUAUUUAUUUUUUAUUUUUUCAUUGAGCUCUUAUUUUCCAUGUUGUUCAUUGAAACAAGCGCAAUUAAAAGAUCAAAAAUUAGCUCUGAAUCAUUCAUUUUAUUCAGUUAAAACGUUAUUAGAAGUCCAUGUCACUGUCUAUAGGGUAAUGAACUGAUAUUAGAUCAAGUUUGCAUCAUUUAAUGUUCUAACAAUUUUAAAUGAAGCUCUGAACUUUUAAAUAGCAAUCUUUUAUUUUCGUGUUACUGUCGUAACAAAUAGUUAUUUUCUUUUUUUUAUCUUUUUUACAACAGUACCACCUUUACAAUAGUGGUAACACGCUAAAAUAUCACAUACUUAAGUACGGUUGGUUAGUUGGUAUGUUUAUCAUGCCUUAACAUCAAUUGGUCAUUUUGCUUUGUAAUAAGUGCUUGAGAAAUGCAUUUUGGAUCAUUAAGGCAGUAUGUACGGCUCUAAUAUCCAACCAUUGCUACAUCCUUCAAAGAUAUAAAUCUUGAUGUUUUCAAGAAAGCUUGCUCUGUAUAGAUGAAAGUUACCGAUGAGCACUUUGCAUUAUUUUCAGCAUUAUCCAUGCAACAGUAUGUUAAUCUCAAUAUGAAUGUCUUGCACAAGGUGUAGAGCCAAAAAUGAAAGACAAAAAUCCGUGAAUGACUGACAUUUUUAUCCUGUUCUGAUGUCUUAAAAUGUGCAUUGAUAAUAAUAGUUCAAAGCCUUGUGCUUCUGAGGCACAAAAGGCAAAUUUCAUUCCUUUUUAUGAUAAUAAAUUUUCUAUUAUCUUUCUUUUGCUUGAUUCUGAAUGAAUAGAAAUCAUUGUAAACUCGUUCGCAGCUUUUACGAGAAGUGGAUAUGAAUUUGAUAUCAAAUAUGAAAAAUAAGGUGUACACCAUCAGAGCUGGCUCCAGCCUGAAUGAAGACUUUAAUAUUUAAAUGAAACAUCUGUUUAAGGCCUAAAUAUCAUUUUUUGUACCUAUGAAGUAACAGAAAUAUUGUAUUUGCUCCAUUUUGCCUGUCCUAUGCUAAGUGAAACAUUGUUUAAAACCAGCUUUCCUAUUGCGAAGUUAAUUUGUGUUAAGGCACUUGUGCUUCUUUAGUUUUUAGUCUUUGAUCUUGACUGCUGAAGUCCUUGUUUUUAUAAUUUAAUUAAGUGGUGCAUAAAGGUGCAAGCUGUUCAAGCCAACCCCGGUCAAUGGCAAAAUGCAUUAUGUGGUUUGAAUGAAAGUAAGAUGAAGUAAAAUUGAUGGUUUUUUAUGCAGUCUGUCUUUCGGCUUUAGACUUUUCAGCUUUAUCAAUAAAUAAAAACUUAAAGUUUCUUAAUGUUACUAUUAGUUGUAAAACUCAGAUGUGCAGGGAGUUUUACAAUGCAUUUUCCUAUGAUAAGCUUUAAGCUCAGGAAUUCGUGUGGAAGCUCCUGUUACAUGAUUGAGGCUUGGAGUUCAAAAUGGAAAAAUUCUCUAAUACUCACUUACAUACAAACUUGCCCACUGAAUGCAGUCUCAUUUGCGAUAGGAUUCUUUGCCAAUUUCUAUGUUUAUUUUUAGUUUCAUUCUUUCCAUGGUCAAUGUUACAGUUGUUAAAAUGUUAUUGUUAAUAAAUUAAUUUUGAUUUUUA
Bemisia tabaci is the source of this 4378-nucleotide messenger RNA. RefSeq names its product pyruvate dehydrogenase protein X component, mitochondrial. Gene Ontology annotation, biological process: pyruvate decarboxylation to acetyl-CoA. Gene Ontology annotation, molecular function: acyltransferase activity. The record is from RefSeq and is a predicted model, not a curated record. Lineage: Eukaryota; Metazoa; Arthropoda; Insecta; Hemiptera; Aleyrodidae. Gene Ontology annotation, cellular component: pyruvate dehydrogenase complex; mitochondrion.